AUGGCGAACACGACCAAUGCACAGCUGGAAAAGCCUACGGGCGAGUAUCGCCAGUAUCUGCCCGACUUGAGCCUCCCACGCUUUCAGGUGAUGUGCACGCAGGAUGCGCACGAAUAUGCCCAUGCUUUUAAGACGGGGAAGCAGCCCCCAUGGUUGCAUGCGCUGUAUAUGCAUUGGUUGGAUUUGUUCCAGGAGCCCUUCAAGGGUGUCACCACCGACGGCAAUGUCCGUCCCGAUCUGUUCACAUUACAAGAUGAAGAUAUCCCCAUCCAACAGAUCGUCGACGCUACACAAUCCCUUCUCUCUCUCCUAGACGACAAGCAAAAGGAAGCCGUCUGCUACCACAUCGACUCGCCGCAAUGGCGCACAUGGUCGAACCCAGAGUUCCUCCUCUCGCACAAGGGCGUGCGCCUCGACGAGGUCACCCCCUCCAUCCGCGACGCAGUCAUGAACAUCCUCAAGACCACCCUCUCCCCGGAAGGCUACUCAAAGGCCGUCAGCGCCAUGCGCAUCAACCACUUCCUCGGCGAACUCGUCAAGUCCUCACGCGUCAUGAACGAAUUCUCCUACAACUUCGCCCUCUUCGGUCGUCCCUCCACGACUAGACCCUGGGGCUGGUCGUUCUACGGCCACCACCUGUGUCUAAAUAUCUUCCUGUACAAGGGGCAGAUUAUUGCUUCACCGUGGUUCACGGGCGCAGAGCCGAAUGAGAUUGAUGCCGGUCCGUACGCUGGGACCCGCAUCAUGCAAGUCGAGGAGAAACUAGGUCUGCAAUUGAUGCAGUCCCUCUCCGCCGAGUUACAAUCCCGCGCGCGCGUCUUCGCCGAAAUGAAAGACCCCGCUAUGCCGGUCGGUCGCUGGAAUAAGGAUGACCAGCGGCACGUGUGCGGUGCAUACCGCGAUAACCGCGAGGUUCCCUACGAGGGUAUCCUCGCGUCAACCUUCAGCGCCGAACAGAAGGAGCUUAUGUACGGCAUUCUGGAGCAGUAUCUUCUCUACCUGCCUGCGAAGGCGCGCGCAAUGAAGAUCGAGCAGAUCCGCAAGUUCGAAGGCGAGACGUACUUUUGCUGGAUUGGUGGGUAUGGCGAUGAGAAUGCGUUUUAUUAUCGGAUUCAGAGUCCCGUUAUUCUGGUCGAGUUUGAUCAUCACUCCGGUGUGUUUUUGAACAAUGAGGAGCCGAAGAAGUUCCAUAUUCAUACUUUGUUGCGUACGCCUAAUGCGGGUGAUUAUGGACACGCCUUGCGGGCGAAGAUUCCUGCUGUUGAGGGGUUGAAUGCGAAGGAAAUUGUUUGGUAG
Messenger RNA from Penicillium subrubescens, 1296 nucleotides. Its product is annotated as DUF3500 domain-containing protein. The transcript is spliced from 2 exons. The record is from RefSeq and is a predicted model, not a curated record. Lineage: Eukaryota; Fungi; Ascomycota; Eurotiomycetes; Eurotiales; Aspergillaceae. Bases 1 to 1296 code for a protein of 431 amino acids.